GCUGGAAUUUCAAACGGUCAAACUCAAAACUAGGCGGUUGUAUCUAGAUGUAGUGCUCGGAAAUCGUCAACAACGCGUGCGAGCUAUGUCAAUCGGUAUUUACAACGAUAUAUUAAAACUGGUGCGUUUUACGGUGGUUCAGUAAAUUCGACGGACGCAGGAUCAAAUUGGUACUUGGCCAUUGCGAGUUGGUAGCCUCAAGCUGUCGAAAUGACAACUUCUCUGUCGAUAUUGGCCUCUCACGAUGAGCUGGUGCGUUGUACCAACGUACUCGUCAACGGAUCGUGCGAAGAAGAAUUUCUGCGCUUUGCUAUCAAUCAGGAAGAGAUGCGACAAAAAUGGUUGGCGUCUGUGCAGGAAUGCCAGCGACUUCAUUCUGCUUUGGAAAAAUCUCAUUUAGAGGCGGCAGAUCUAGAAAGAAAACUAAGUCAUGCUCGUCGACUACUUGACGAGGAGAAACGACGACGACGCAUCGUUGAAGAUCAACGUAACUCGUUGGAAAGACAAAUUUCCAUGGUUCGUGACUUGUUCCUACACGAUGGAGGUAGAAACUUGAAUGAUGAAACACGCGAAAAGUUACAAUUCCUCAAUAAUACAACAUUGAAUAAUCGCAGCAGCAACGUCCAUUUGAAAGACUUGCAUCACACUGAUAAGCUUAAUACAAUAGCAGAAUUGGAUUCUACCGGGUCUCUGCUCAGCGAUCUGAGUUGUUUUUCAAAAUCAGAGGACGACUUGGACGCGAGUGUAAUGCUCCAGCAAAAUCAAAAGAAACGCGAAUGGAAAGAGCACAGGCCAAGUGGGGAAUAUUCGGCCAAAAAAAGACGCAGCAGCAUUCAGAAAGCUGUAGACUUAAAUACAUCAGAUCGGAUAGUAGCGACAACUACUGUUGUUCUGCCCAAGGAUGGACCCAUCACAGCAUCUUCUGUGAUUGAAGCAAUGCCUGGGAAUGAAAAUCAAGAUCCAAAUACCCAAAUACAGACUCCCCACAAACAUCGCAAAAGCACUGACCGCUCCAGACAGAAAAGUUCACACGUGGAUGCAAAAAAUCCAUUGAUGGAUGUGGAGCCUUCAGCCCCAAAAGCCGACAUCAUGACUUCCGGUUCAGAUUCCGAAGGUGUAUUCAAGCCCAGCCCUAAUAUCGGUGGAUAUACUUUGAACACUAAAUCGUCCAGGGGUCACACUUUCACAGCAAAGACUGUUAUCAAGCCAGAAGUAUGCACUCCUUGUGGAAAACGAAUUCGAUUCGGACGUGUGGCUUUGAAAUGCAGAGAGUGCAGAGCUACUUCUCACGCUGAAUGUAAAGACCUAGUACCAUUGCCGUGCGUACCUGCAGGAAAUACCCCGACUUUACGUGGAACGUCUGGUACAAUCGCAGACUACACCCCCAUGAUACCACCCAUGGUGCCAUCGCUGGUGGUACACUGUAUAAAUGAGGUUGAACUGAGGGGAAUGGGCGAACAAGGUUUAUACAGGGUGAAUGGCGGUUCGAGUGACGUUAAAUGCUUGAAGGAGAAGUUUUUGAAAGGAAAAGGUGCCCCCAACCUUUCCGACAUCGAUAUACCGACUAUUUGUUCAACUUUGAAAGACUUCUUGAGAACUCUUCGCGAACCUUUGAUAACAGUCGGACUAUGGGGAGAUUUUGCAAGGGCGACGGCCAUCUCUGACAAACAGGAUGCUGACGCUGCUCUUUACCAAGCGAUAUCGGAAUUACCGCAACCAAAUCGCGAUACAUUAGCAUUCUUGAUCCUCCACUUGCAGCGAGUGUCGAGCAGUCCAGAAUGCAAAAUGCCGAUCACUAAUCUUGCCAAAGUAUUCGGACCAACUCUUGUCGGCUAUAGCUGUCAGGAACCUUCUCCAAACUCAAUGCUCAGCGAAACGAAAAGCCAAGUUGCAAUAGUGGAAAGUCUGUUAAAGAUUCCGUCAGAUUAUUGGGCGAAUUUCGUCAACUCUGAAGGACUAAACGCAGUGGGCACACCGAAAACUGGGGAACUUAGACACACUCCGUCUACAGAGUCACUUUUAAAAAGAACAGCAUCGAGGGGAUUUUUUAAUACUCCUAUCAGUUCAAGCCGAACGUUCAUGAGGAAAAACAAAAAAUAUUUUGCAACACCACCAUCAAAAAGCGCGUACUAAAACGGUGAAUGGCUUUACAAUUUAUUUUUUUUUCUCCCACUUUUUAUAAAUUACGGGUGUAAUCAUUAGCUUAGAAU
Molecule: messenger RNA, 2210 nt
Organism: Diprion similis
Lineage: Eukaryota; Metazoa; Arthropoda; Insecta; Hymenoptera; Diprionidae
Gene: tum
Product: rac GTPase-activating protein 1-like
Exons: 11
Coding region: 211-2133 (640 amino acids)
Biological process (GO): signal transduction
Source: RefSeq, a predicted model, not a curated record